Messenger RNA from Glycine soja, 1381 nucleotides. RefSeq names its product monooxygenase 1-like. The record is from RefSeq and is a predicted model, not a curated record. Bases 39 to 1232 code for a protein of 397 amino acids. NCBI's taxonomy places the organism in Eukaryota, Viridiplantae, Streptophyta, Magnoliopsida, Fabales, Fabaceae. The transcript has 6 exons. Gene Ontology annotation, molecular function: FAD binding.
AUAUUUCAAUUGUUUAGCUAGAGAAGGCCAAUUAGAGGAUGGAUAGAACUGUUGAUGCCGAUAUUGUGAUCGUGGGAGGUGGUAUUUGUGGCCUUGCAACAGCCCUUGCCCUUCACAGGAAGAGAAUUAAAAGUCUGGUGUUAGAAAGAUCAGAGAAUUUGCGAGCCACAGGAGCAGCUAUAAUAGUGCAGGCAAAUGGCUGGCGUGCACUUGAUCAGCUUGGCAUUGGCUCAACACUUAGACAAACUGCUAUUCAAAUAGAAGGGGGAAGAUUUAUAUCUCUCAACGAGGCUGAGCCAAUGGAAUUUCCAUUUGGGGUUAAUCAGGAACUUCGUUGUUUAAAGCGUACUGAUCUGGUGAAAGCCAUGGCCGAUAAUUUACCGGUGGGGACUAUACGUACGAACUGUCAAGUGGUUUCCAUUGAAUUAGAUCCUUUAACACACUCUCCACAGCUUCUGCUUAGCAACGGAAGCAUCCUUCAAGCUAAGGUUGUUAUUGGAUGUGAUGGCGUGAAUUCUGCCAUUGCAAAUAUGUUUGGGUUACACCGAACGAAGCUCUUGCUUUUCUCUACAUGUGUUGCACGAGGCUUCACAAAUUUUCCAAAUGGUCAUCAAUUUGCCAGUGAGUUUGUUGUGAUGAGCAGAGGUCAAGUCCAACUCGGAAGAAUCCCAGUGUCUGACCAGCUCGUUUAUUGGUUUGUCACAAGGCCAAGGACUUCUAAAGAUUCAACAAUUUGGAAAGAGCCAGUUCUUAUUAGGCAGUCAUUAAUAGAAUCAAUGAAAGGUUUCCCAGAAGGGGCUGUGGAGAUGAUACAAAACUGCAAGUUGAGCUUCUUGCAUCUGACUGAGUUGAAGUAUCGAGCACCGUGGGACUUGGUCUUGAACAAGUUCAGGAAAGGUACAGUGACAAUUGCUGGUGACGCAAUGCAUGCCACAGGCCCAUUCAUUGCACAGGGUGGCUCAGCUUCCAUAGAAGAUGCCCUGGUUCUGGCUAGAUGCCUGGCCCAAAAGAAAUUUGCGGAAGGGAUGAACAUCGCAGACGCAGAAGAAGCAUUUGAUCAAUAUCUCAAAGAAAGGAAGAUGAGAAUCUUUUGGCUCUCUUUGCAUUCUUUCCUUGUUGGGAAGAAGCUUGACACCAAAUCAUCCAUAGUCAGAUUCAUUAUCCUUGCAAUCAUGGCCAUUCUGUUUAGAGACCCCGAUUGGCAUUCCCGCUAUCAUUGUGGACUUCUAUAGGAUGAUUUUUCAUUUCAACUAAUCUUAUGCACAUAUACUGCUACUAUUAUUCAAUACAUCAAUUUAUUCCAUAAAAUAUCAUUAAUAAAAGCUCUGAUUAUGUAUUCAUUUUUGGAUUAUUUUACAUCAAGAUUGUAGCCGAUGAUUAA